CAUAGUUACUGACGUCAGUCCCAUUCAAAAAAAAGUUUGUUGUGGUAAAAGGAAAAGAGUAAACUGAGCUGUUAGAUUAUUAAUCUAUGCGCAUUUUUAUUCAUUUCCUGGCGUUGUUGGUAGUACGGACUUUAUGCGGAAAGCUGUUGUCAAAUAAAAAGCGAAAAGCAUGGCUGUAAAACGCUAUAGCUUGCAGAGUUAGCCACCGGCGGAACAUCAUAAUAUUGCUACUUUUGCUGCUGGUAAUAGCAGCUUGCUACAAGGUUGAUAUCUUUGAUAAGCCAGUCUGAAAAUGUGCUCCAGCGACGAAGGCUGUCGUAUCCUAGUUUUGGAAGAGCAGGUGAAGAGUUUAUCAGAUGAGUUGUUACAAUGCCAGGCAGACAAGGAGUUUGUGUGGUCUCUGUGGAAACGCCUGCAAGUGGCAAAUCCAGACUUGACCCAGGCUGUCAGUUUGGUGGUGGAGCGUGAGAAGCACAAAGCUGAAAAUAAGGACCGGAAAGUGUUGGAAAUCCUUCAGUCUAAAGACAACAAGAUACAGGAGCUAGACCAGAAAGUGACAGUGCAGCAGCAGGAGAUUAACAGUUUGCUACAGAGGAGGACAGCAGUGGACGAGGAGAGGGCUCUAAUGAAGGAGUUGACAUCUCUGCGUGAACAACUGGACUAUAAAACUCAGGAACUCCAGGAAAUGAAGACUGAGUAUAGAAGAAAAGAAGAGGAGGAGCGGCAGGUGGUACAGGCUCUAGAGGAGGAGAAAAAGGGAUUAACGUCCCGCUGUGCUGCCCUGAGAGCUGACCUGGAGGAAAAACAGAGACAGGUCGACAGUCAGCGAGACGAGAGAGAUGCCGCCCAGGCCAGAUUAAAGGAUCUUGAAGAGAAACUGCACAGUGCUUGGCAGGAGCUGUCCAAAUUUCAGGAACGCAGUGGCAGUCUAGCUGCACAACUUUCCACUAAAGAGAAGGAGGUAGCAACAAAAGAGCAACAACUUGAUGGGCUUUGUCGUGAUUUUGCAGAAGUUCAGACUCUGUACAGACAGAGCACAGAACAUGCAGCAGAACAGAGCCACCUGAUCAAACAGCUGGAGGGACUCAACCUAGACACUCAAAAAGUCCUGAGAAAUCAAGAACAGGUGCAUACAGCUGACACCACCUCGUAUCAGCAGCUAUACAAGGAGCUGAGUCAGUGCUACCAAACUCUCAUGUCUAGCGAGGCCAAACUCCGCCAGAGUCACCAGGAGCUCAGUAGCCAGUUGGCUCAGAAAGUCCAACACAUCUUUGAACUCCAAGCUCAGCUACAGAAACAGCAGGAACAAAUGCACCAGCAGCAUCAGGCUCAGCGCACAGCUGUUUACCGCUCACCAAACAAGCAAACCAACUUUAAG
Messenger RNA from Austrofundulus limnaeus, 1378 nucleotides. RefSeq names its product centlein, centrosomal protein (gene cntln). NCBI's taxonomy places the organism in Eukaryota, Metazoa, Chordata, Actinopteri, Cyprinodontiformes, Rivulidae. Gene Ontology annotation, biological process: protein localization to organelle; centriole-centriole cohesion. The record is from RefSeq and is a predicted model, not a curated record. Gene Ontology annotation, cellular component: centriole; centrosome.